AUGGCCUGGUUUACCCUUUACCUCCUGAACCUUCUCUGGGCUAUGGCUGGGACCAGCACCCAUGCCCAAAGCUCAUGCUCUGUUCCCCCAGCACAGAAGGCCUUAGUUAAGGGUUUACAAGUGCUUAUGGAGAGCUCGGUGACCCACUCAGCCUACCCCAACCCCAGCGUCCUGAUCGCCAUGAACCUGGCCGGAGCCUACAACUUGGAGGCCCAGAAGCUCCUGACUUACAAGCUCAUGGCCAGUGACACAGCUGACCUGACCAUUGGUCAGCUAGCCCUCACCAUUAUGGCUCUCACCUCCUCCUGCCGAGACACUGGGAAUAAAGUAUCAAUUCUACAGAGACAAAUGGAGGACUGGGCACCUUCAAGCCCCAAUGCCGAGGCUUCAAGUUUCUAUGGACCCAGCCUGGCCGUCUUGGCGCUGUGCCAGAAGAACCCUGAGGCCACCCUACCAAUAGCAGCCCGUUUUGCCAAGACCCUACUGGCCAAUUCCUCUCCCUUCAAUAUAGACACGGGAGCAAUGGCGACCUUGGCUCUGACCUGUAUGUACAACAAGAUCCCUGUAGGAUCAGAGGCAGGUUACAGAACGCUGUUUCGUCAGGUACUAAAGGACACUGUGGAGAAUAUCAGCAUGAGGAUCAAAGACAGCGGCAUCAUUGGGGACGUCUACAGCACUGGCCUUGCCAUGCAGGCUCUCUCCGUGACUCCUGAGCAACCUAACAAGGAGUGGAACUGCGAGAAGACUAUGGAUACAAUACUUAAGGAGAUUAAGCAGGGGAAGUUCCACAACCCCAUGUCCAUUGCCCAGAUCCUCCCUUCCCUGGAAGGCAGGACAUACCUAGAUGUGCCCCACGUGUCUUGCAGCCCUGAUCAUGAGGUGCAACCAACUCUACCCAACUUUCCUAGUCCUGUCCCCACCUCUGCAGCCAACAUCACUGUCAUUUACACCAUAAAUAACCAGCUGAGGGGGGUGGAGCUGCUUUUCAACGUAACCAUCAAUGUCAGUGUGAAAAGCGGAUCAGUGUUACUUGUUGUCCUAGAAGAAGCACAGCGCAAAAAUCCCAUGUUCAAAUUUGAAACCACAAUGACAUCUUGGGGCCUUGUCAUCUCUUCUAUCAACAAUAUAGCUGAAAAUGUGAAUCACAAGACGUACUGGCAGUUCCUUAGUGGCAAGACACCUCUAAAUGAAGGAGUUGCUGACUAUAUACCUUUCAACCAUGAGCACAUCACAGCCAAUUUCACACAGUACUAGGGACGAGGGGUCCGGGUUCUAGUGAACAUCUCCAAAGGAUGCCUGGAAUUUUUCGUCAUUUCAAAUCU
This is a messenger RNA of Rhinolophus ferrumequinum (greater horseshoe bat), 1322 nucleotides long. RefSeq names its product cobalamin binding intrinsic factor (gene CBLIF). Bases 1 to 1254 code for a protein of 417 amino acids. Gene Ontology annotation, biological process: cobalamin transport. Gene Ontology annotation, molecular function: cobalamin binding. The record is from RefSeq and is a predicted model, not a curated record. Lineage: Eukaryota; Metazoa; Chordata; Mammalia; Chiroptera; Rhinolophidae. The transcript has 9 exons.